AUGGCAGCUCGAGGCCAGCAUGCGCCUGCUCCCAUGAAGGAGCAGGUUGUUGACAAUCUACCCAAGCGCUUCAAGGAGAUGAAAUUUGGUGUACAAUCGAUCCAAGAUGUUGUUAGCCAAGGCGUUCUCGAAGUCUCUCAGCGCACCCUCUACGAUAUGGACAACAACCGAGCUCCUGUCGCGAACGGCGCCCUCGACCCUCGACUUGGUAUAUCCAGCAAGAUUGGCAAAUGUUCCACUUGCAAUCUUCCUCUUCAGAACUGUGUUGGCCAUUGGGGUCACGUCAGACUUGCCCUACCAGCGUUCCAUAUCGGCUAUCUUCGAUUCACCCAGACAAUACUUCAGAACAUUUGCAAAGAGUGCGCGAAAGUCCUCCUGACGGAAGACGAGCGACGGGAAUUUCUGAAGGAGUUGAGACGACCAGGUAUCGAUAACCUCAGGCGGACAAUGAUUUGCAAGAAGAUCAACGAGCAGUGCAGGAAAUGCAAGGAAUGUCCCUACUGUGGGGCCAUCAACGGGCAGAUUCGCAAGCUUGGAGUAAUCAAGCUGGCACACGACAAGUUCGCAACCUUCAAUAAGUCCACAGCGCAGAAAAAGGUGGCACCAGAGAGCAAGCUUCAAUAUGAUGCUUCUUUCAAGGAAGCUAAGAAGUCAAAUCCCGACCUCGAAAAGCACGUUAAGAAAGCUAUGGAAGAUUUGAAUCCCCUGAGGGUGUUGAACCUUUUCAAGCUGAUCAGUCCGAGGGACUGCGAACUGCUGGGAAUGGAUCCUGCCGAAGGCCGGCCAGAAAUGUUCUUGUGGCAGUUCAUUCCCGCGCCUCCGAUUUGUAUCAGACCAUCCGUGCAGCAGGAUAGCUCGAGUACUGAGGACGACCUUACCGCUAAACUUGCAGAGAUCGUCUAUAUAAGUGGCCUUAUCCGCGCGGCUCUCGAUAGGGGACAACCAAUCACAACUAUCAUGGAACAGUGGGAAUAUCUGCAACUGCAGAUCGCCAUGUACGUUAACAGUGAUGUGCCGGGUCUGGUGCAGCCUGGCUUCGGCAAGGCUGUUCGGGGCUUUUGUCAGCGUCUGAAGGGAAAGCAAGGUCGUUUUCGCGGAAACUUGUCUGGAAAGCGUGUCGAUUUCUCUGGCCGAACUGUCAUCUCUCCAGACCCCAACCUAGGAAUUGACCAAGUCGCGGUACCUCAGCUUGUGGCCAAGAACAUGACGUAUCCGGAGCGCGUGAAUUCUACGAACAUCGAAGUCAUGAGACAGGCCGUCAGAAACGGCACCAAGGAGUGGCCAGGAGCCAACGGCAUUAUCAAAAAGGAUGGCGGGUAUAAGGUAAACUUGAAGUUCGGAAACAGGGACCUGAUCGCGAAUGACCUCUCGGUGGGAGACGUUGUGGAGCGCCACCUUGUUGACGGAGAUGUCGCUCUCUUCAACCGACAGCCAUCCCUGCACAAGUUGAGUAUCAUGAGCCAUUUGGUCAAGGUUCGGCCGUGGAGGACCUUCCGGCUUAACGAGUGUGUGUGUACGCCAUACAAUGCUGAUUUCGACGGCGAUGAGAUGAACUUGCAUAUUCCGCAAACAGAAGAGGCCAGAGCUGAAGCAAUAACCCUCAUGGGCGUCAAACACAAUCUGGCCACGCCCAAGAAUGGAGAGCCCAUCAUCGCGGCCACACAAGAUUUCAUCACGGCGGCGUAUCUUCUCAGCAGCAAGGACAGAUUCUUCGACCGAAAGUCAUUCACAUAUAUGUGCGAAAUGAUGCUGGAGGGUAGUGGGCAUCUCGACCUUCCGCCUCCUGCCAUUCUAAAACCCACGGCUUUGUGGACCGGCAAGCAGAUCUUCAACAUUCUUAUUCGGCCAAACCUGCAGUCUCCAGUCAAGGUCAAUCUAGACGCCAAGUGCAGAGAAUACAAGCCACGGCCUGGAAUGGCCCCUGACAUGUGUCCGAAUGACGGCUGGUUGGUAAUCCGAAACUCCGAGAUCAUGUGUGGAGUCAUGGACAAAUCGACUGUUGGAUCUGGAAAAAAGGACUCGAUUUUCUAUGUGAUUUUACGAGACUACGGCCCGGAUGCCGCGGCAGGCGCCAUGAACCGACUUGCGAGGCUAUGCGCGAGAUCCUUGACGAACCAAGGCUUCUCGAUCGGGGUUGGCGAUGUCUUCCCCAUUAACGGUCUGACUGAGUCCAAAGAUCAGCUUGUGGAGGCUGCUUACAAGAAGUGUGACGAGCUUAUCGCAACAUACAAAGCUGGAAAGCUGGACAAGGCUCCCGGAUGCGACAUGGAGCAGACCCUGGAAAAUUCGAUCUCAGGUAUUCUUAGUAAGGUCCGUCAAGAAGCUGGUCAACAGUGUGUGGAUACUUUGAGCCACAACAACGCACCGCUUACCAUGGCCAACUCGGGUUCCAAGGGUUCCGCCAUCAACGUCGCACAAAUGGUUGCCUGUGUCGGGCAGCAAAUUAUUGGAGGGCAGCGUGUGCCGGAUGGUUUUCAGGACCGGAGUCUUCCCCAUUUCCACAAGAACGCUCGCCAGCCCAACUCAAAGGGUUUCGUCCGUAACAGUUUCUACACUGGCUUGGUCCCAUCUGAAUUCCUCUUCCACGCCAUCUCAGGAAGAGAAGGUCUAGUUGAUACCGCCGUCAAGACGGCUGAAACUGGAUACAUGUCGAGACGACUCAUGAAAUCUCUGGAAGAUUUGUCCACGGGCUACGAUGAAACGGUACGGACUUCAAAUGGCGGAAUCGUGCAGUUCCAAUUCGGAGCGGACAACUUAGAUCCCGUCGACAUGGAGGCCUCUGGAAAGCCCGUCCACUUCGAUCGCACGUGGACACAUGCCGAGACUUUGACGUGGGAUAACAAGGAGUCAACAUUGCUGCCCCAUGAGAUCAUGGAAGUCUGCAAAUCGAUGUUGGAUAUUGAGCGUGCCAAGUAUGUGAGACGGCGAAUGACCGACGGCCAGGUACUUGACUACGAUGAUGACAGCAACAUGUCGAUUGAUGAGCAUGAGAGUGCCCGAAUUUUCCUCAGAGAUGUAGAAAGCUAUGUGACAGCUCGCGCAAAAAAGCUAUCAAGAGCUCGAGGAGAAGUUGGACUGGACCCAGACGACGGCGAUGCAAUGGAGAUCGACACGGCUUCUGAGGACAAGAUCAGCCUAGCACGCGUUGAGCGCGUGGCGAAGGUCUCCCGGACUACUUUGCAAAAGUUCAUCCGCCUCUGUCUAGACAAAUACAAACAGGCGCAUGUCGAACCUGGGCAUGCGGUCGGUGCUGUUGGAGCCCACUCUAUCGGAGAACCAGGAACCCAGAUGACGCUUAAGACGUUCCAUUUCGCUGGUGUCGCCGGUAUGAGUAUCACGCAGGGUGUGCCUCGUAUUAAGGAAAUUAUCAACGCCUCCAAAAACAUCAGCACGCCUGUCAUCACAUGUCCUUUGGAAAACAAGAAGCAGAUCGAGGUGGCCAAGGUCGUCAAGGCCCGUAUUGAGAAGACAUUCAUCUCGGAUGUGAUUAAGCACAUUGAAGACGAGUGGCUUUCUGACCGAGGAUUAAUCGUCCUUGAAGUCGACAUGGACGCCUUGCAGGAUAUGCACCUGGGCAUCGGUCCAAGAGACAUUGCCGAGGCUGUCGUCAAGCACAAGAAGCUGAAGGUCCUACGAGAAGACAUAAAUGUCGGUCCAUCCUAUAUCGAGAUCAGCGUACGCAAUACUUGGACAGACAUCGCUGAGCAGAAGCGGCUGGCCCGGAAUGGUAAGUCCAGUACCGUGAUUGAGAGCGCCUCAGAUCUCCUGCUCCGAGUCAACUACCUCCGCCGCAUGCUUCCAACUGUCGCCAUCUCGGGCUACCCUGAUGCCACCCGAGCCAUCAUUCAAACAUCGGAAAACUUGGAGCACACCGUUCUAGUCGAAGGCUAUGGACUGCGCGCGUGCAUGACGACGGAGGGUGUCAUCGGCACCAAGACGCGAUCCAACAACGUGAUGGAGUGUCGCGACAUUCUCGGCAUUGAAGCAGCACGUACUACUAUCGCGAAUGAAAUUGCAGAAGUCAUGGGCGACAUGGGUAUCGACCCGCGUCACAUGCAGCUGCUCGCCGACGUGAUGACAUACAAGGGCGACGUCCUGGGUAUCACCCGUUUCGGCCUGCAGAAGAUGCGCGACUCGGUGCUGCAGCUCGCGUCGUUCGAGAAGACGGCCGAUCACCUGUUCGAGGCGGCGGCAGCAAUGAAGACGGACAAGAUCGAGGGCGUGUCCGAGUCCAUCAUCAUGGGCCAAUCCAUGUCCAUCGGCACGGGGUCAUUCAACGUCGUCCGCAGGAUGGGCCUGCCGGAGUGGUUCCUGGAGAAGAAGCCGACGCUGUUCGAGGAUGCGUGGGGCAAGAAUGUGAAGACCAAGAAGGAGGCGAGGGCUGCCAGGGCGGCGGCGGCGCGCAGUAAUGGGGAUGCGCUGAGGGCGGUGGCUGCUGCUGCGUAG
Molecule: messenger RNA, 4446 nt
Organism: Diaporthe amygdali
Lineage: Eukaryota; Fungi; Ascomycota; Sordariomycetes; Diaporthales; Diaporthaceae
Product: dna-directed rna polymerase iii subunit rpc1
Exons: 2
Coding region: 1-4446 (1481 amino acids)
Biological process (GO): DNA-templated transcription
Molecular function (GO): DNA-directed RNA polymerase activity; DNA binding
Source: RefSeq, a predicted model, not a curated record